ACCAAUAAAAGAGGAAUAAAUUAAUAAAAAUCAAUCAAUCGAUCGAAUCAAUCAACUAAUUGCGUCUUCCCCUCCUCCUUUGUUCUGUCCUUCGUUAAAUCGUACCAUAUUUAUUACACCAAAACAAUGAUCAAAACUACUCCCUCAAUCCUCCCUCCUUUCCCCUUUCGUCCCUAAAAUCUCAUACAAUAAAUUGUCCAAAGCUCACCACCAAUAAAUGGGUGGCGUCGACAACGGUGAAGAACCCGAAGCCCUGCCGUUCAUCGUCGAAACCCUUUCGUGCUCCCACGACCAGGCUGAAGAACAAUUGAUUCAGAGAAAUGGGGAUUUGAGAACGGCCAUCGCUCAUAUUAUUACCGGAGUGAUCGGUGCUGGCGUGCUGUCUCUACCAUGGAGUGUGGCUCAGUUGGGGUGGAUCGCCGGUCCUGUGCUGUUGGGGGUGGUUUUUCCCACGGUGACUUCAGUAUUGGCGUUUCUCUUGUGCGAUUGUUAUCGGUAUCCGGAUCCGGAAGUUGGACAUUUCAGAAUCAAAUCCUAUCCUCAAGCCGUGAAGUUGUAUUUAGGAGAAAAAUGGGAGCAAAUAUGUACGGUGAAUGUGAUGAUCAGCUUCUGGUUUACAGACGUUGCCUAUCUUAUAACCACAGCUAGCAGCAUUCGGGCAAUUGAGAAGCUAAUUUGUUACCAUAGAGAAGGGGAUGAAGCUUUCAAUUCAUGCACUGUACAAGAGGACAGUUCUUAUCAAACCAUAAUAUUUGGAGCUGUCCAAAUAAUGUUGUCCCAAAUUCCAGACAUGCACAACAUGGGAUGGCUGUCCAUUUUUGCCACAAUCAUGUCAUUUUCUUACUCAACCAUUGCCAUUGUUCUUGGGCUUUCUCAAGUUCUAGAGAAUGGUAGCAUCAAAGGCAACAUUUCAGGAAUCCCUGCUGCCAAUCUUACUGAAAAAUUAUUUAUAGCAUUUGAAGCUAUUGGAGAUAUUGCUUUUGCUUAUCCAUUUACACUUAUUCUUCUCAAUAUACAGGAUACAUUGAAGAGUCCACCACCAGAAAACCAAACAAUGAAGAAGGCUACAACAAUAGCCAUUUCAGUGACCACAUUGUUCUACUUGUGUUGUGCAUCCUUUGGAUAUGCAGCCUUUGGUGAUGCCACUCCUGGAAAUCUCUUGACUGAACCUGCCUUUUUUCACCACUUUUGGCUUCUUGCCUUUGCUAAUGCUUGUGUUGUUCUUCAUUUGUUGGGAGGAUAUCAGAUUUACAGCCAGCCAGUUUUCUCAAUUGUUGAGAGAUGGACAAGAAGGAAUUAUCCAAACAAUAAUGUCUUUAUGAACAGACAAUCAUCCAUCAAACUCCCAAUGUUGCCUGCCUUUAAACUACAUCCCUUCAGGCUGUGUUUCAGAACAGCCUUUGUUUUAUCAACCACUUAUUGUGCUGUGCUUUUCCCUUACUUCAACCAAGUUUUGGGGUUGAUUGGGGCUUUGAACUUUUGGCCUUUUGCCAUUUAUUUUCCUCUUGAAAUGUUCUUCAAGCAAAGGAAAAUUAGGGCUUGGACAAGGACAUGGAUUGCUUUUAGGGUUCUUAGUUUUGUUUGUUUUCUUGUCACUGUUAUGGGAUGUAUUGGCUCACUUGAAAGAAUCAUUAGUACUAAGUUUAGCUAAAGUAAUUGAGAAUAAGAGAAUACUUUUGUUUUUCUCUUUUUUUUU
Messenger RNA from Benincasa hispida (wax gourd), 1696 nucleotides. The record is from RefSeq and is a predicted model, not a curated record. NCBI's taxonomy places the organism in Eukaryota, Viridiplantae, Streptophyta, Magnoliopsida, Cucurbitales, Cucurbitaceae.